AUGCAGCAGAUCACCACCGACCUGCAGCAUUGCAAUAAAGAGUUGCAAUCUUUACAACAGAAAAUUGAUGAAAUUUCUUCCGAAGAACACUACGUUCUUGAAGCCUUACAAGCUAUUUCAAAAACCACCCAGGAAGCGCAAACCCGGGUCGCGCUUGAAGAGCUGUCAGUUAAGGUGCUUGAUAUAGAAAAGCGCAUGAAACAAGAAGGUCUGGAAAACCUUUCAAAAACCGUGGAAGAACUUACCGGACUUAAAAAACUGCUGAGUAAAGAAGUGGAGUUACUCAGAAACUUAUCCGCCCAUGAAAUACGGGAAAGCCGUACCUUAAGUGCUGAAGUGGUGGCCGACAAUACAGAGAUUAAAGCCCUGGCUCUGGAGUUUGAGGAAGAAAUUCAAGUGUCACGCGUGGUUAUUGAUAUCGCGUUAGUGGUGGUCAUUAUUUUAGUUGUGAUAGCCAUGUCUCUGUUAACUGUAGCGGUAGUUACGCCAGUGAUUCAGGCUAUGAAAGUGGCGCAAGACGUAGCGAAAGGCGACCUCUCUAAAGAUAUUCAAAUUAAUUCCAAUGACGAAAUAGGCAAAUUGCUUAUUGCUAUGAAGGAUAUGCAAUCGGAAUUGCGUCAGGUAAUUGAUGGCGACGUGCAAUCCCUGGUGUCAGCGGCGCAACAAGGCGACCUGAGCAACCAGAUAAAUAUCACUGACAAGCAAGGGUGUUAUAAAACCUUAUGCAGCGGCAUUAAUGAACUGGUGAAAGUAUCGGAGGCAGUCGUUGAAGAUACCAGCCGGGUGAUGCAGGCAUUGUCUGAGGGCAAUUUGAAUGAAAAAAUUACACGCGAAUAUCGCGGUGAAUUUAAUAAACUGAAAAUCAGCGCCAAUGAUACUGUUGAGCAAUUAAAACGGGUGAUCGAAGGGGAUAUACAAACCCUGGUAGG
Trichoplax adhaerens is the source of this 929-nucleotide messenger RNA. RefSeq lists its product as uncharacterized. Gene Ontology annotation, biological process: chemotaxis; signal transduction. The transcript has a single exon. Gene Ontology annotation, cellular component: membrane. The record is from RefSeq and is a predicted model, not a curated record. Gene Ontology annotation, molecular function: transmembrane signaling receptor activity. The annotation marks the transcript as partial. Lineage: Eukaryota; Metazoa; Placozoa; Uniplacotomia; Trichoplacea; Trichoplacidae.